Molecule: messenger RNA, 2611 nt
Organism: Ictalurus punctatus (channel catfish)
Lineage: Eukaryota; Metazoa; Chordata; Actinopteri; Siluriformes; Ictaluridae
Product: protein delta homolog 1
Exons: 5
Coding region: 364-1506 (380 amino acids)
Biological process (GO): heterophilic cell-cell adhesion; establishment or maintenance of epithelial cell apical/basal polarity
Cellular component (GO): plasma membrane; protein-containing complex
Molecular function (GO): calcium ion binding
Source: RefSeq, a predicted model, not a curated record
UGUGUGUGUGUGUGUGUGUGUGUGUGUGUGUGUGUGGAUUCAAACAGCACUGUGCGUGUGUGCUUGAUGGAUUUCUUGCUGCUUCGAAAAGAAAACUAUAUUAUAAUCUCUGUCUCACAAAUCGCAGGAGCAGCGAGAUUAAACACAUCUCUUUUAUUGUGCAUAUUAGUGCUGUGGAUGAUUUCUGAUCUACUUUUGUGGCUGACGCUAUAGGUGUUACUUUGUUGAUUCGGAGCGUGUGCAGUUUUGGACGGAACGAGAAGAAGAAAGCACUGGGAAGUGCAUUAUUACAGCCGUGCUGUGAACUUUGCGUAAUUUGAGAUGUGCGUCAGGAGCACGAGCACUUAAAACCCAAACCCGAAGAUGCAUAUGUGUGCGAUUUUAUGCUCAAUUCUACUCGGCUUUGCUGCAAUUGGCAAAGCUGCAGAAUGUGAAUCUGGGUGCAAUCUUGCCAAUGGGGUUUGUGACAGUGGAGUAUGCAGGUGCAACCCUGGCUGGAAGGGUGCAACAUGUGAGCAGUGCAUUCCUCUCCACGGUUGUGUUCAUGGAACAUGUGAAAAUGCUUGGCAGUGUACAUGCGAGCAGGGAUGGGUAGGCAGUCAAUGUGACCAAGACGGCCAUCUGUGUUCAUCAAAGCCUUGUUCUGGCAAUUCAACCUGCAUUGAAAAAGAAGAGGGUGGAUAUCUCUGUAUCUGUCCUCCUGGAUACACAGGCAAACAUUGCCAACUGAAGAAAGGACAGUGUCUAAUGAAUGGUUCUCCAUGUCAGAAUGGUGGAACCUGUGAGGAUAGUAAUGGAUUUGACAGUCACUCAUCUUGCCUGUGUACUCCCGGAUUCACUGGAGAUUUCUGCGAGAUUGAUGUUGAGGCUUGUGAGUCCAGCCCAUGUCUAAACGGCGGCACAUGCACUGAUCGUGGACUAGUCUACACCUGCACUUGUCCUCCUGCUUUCUCUGGUCCUAUCUGCAACAUCAGCUUGGCUUUAUGCUCUGACAGUGCCUGUAACAAUGGGGGUACCUGUUUAAUUGAGACCGGCAGUGGAACUCGAUGUAUCUGUCCACCCGGCGUAACAGGACCUUUGUGUGACUAUCACAUCCAUGAGUUCAAACCGAAAGCCAAGUUUAAACCACCAAACCUAGGCCAUCCUCCCCAGCAAUUUAGCCUCCCUGCUCAUCCUUUCAACAAGCUGUUGAGACACCCUGAGCACGAGUUCCUAAAGAUCACCAUGAAAGAGUCAGCGCAUGCCUCCAGUCCACUGGUCACACGCAGCCAGGUGAUCUGCUUCGCAGUUUUGGGUCUGCUCACCUGCUUGGUGGUCUUGGGUACCACAAGCAUCAUCUAUAUCAAUCGCUGUGAGACGUGGCUGGCAAAUGCGAAGUAUAGCAAACUUAUGCACAAACAGAGAAACUUCCUCCUAAAGGACAAUGACAAGGAGCACUCUGUACAUAUCAUCCUACCUGAGAAAAUUAAGCUGACCAAUUAUGGGAAACACUAUACAACCAUAUAACAGCUGGACCACCAGACACUUGUUCUUUUGGUUUUGUGAGCAUCAAACUAUUGUUACUUGUUUGGUUGUUGAAUAUGAAUAUUUGGGUAUUGGGUCAUAUUUGGAAAUAUUUAAGAAAAUAUUUAUUUCAGGGGCUAGGAGUAGAUUUUUGUAGAUUAUACAUUAUGGUUACACACAAUAAUUACAAUAGCUCAUGUGUAGCUCUGUGUAAAAAAAAAAAAAACAGCUCUUCAUAUUAGUCUUAACAAUUCAAGAUGUUAUAUUUUUGCAAAUUUGGUUAGCAAUACAAUACCACAUCUGAAUAGUAAACAACAAAAACAAAAAAAACGCCAACUCGGAUCUCUGUAUUAAAACACAGGAUUUGUACUGGUAUGAGUACAAAGACAGUUUGAAACAAGCAUCUUAGUACAGCAUAAUGUAGUUAUACACCUCAUUAUAGAAAUUGAAAACCACAGUAAAAUGUUGAAUGGGAGCUGUUCUGAGAUAAAACCAAGCAUCCACUGAAAUAAACUGUGCUGAUAUGUACACUACCUGUCAAAAUUUCUUGAAACACAAAAUUUGACAUAUUUUUCAUUGAAUUAAAAACAUUUUAAGACAAGUUUACAUAGUAGAGACAUAUUAUAUACACAUUUCUGAAUAAAAAUAAGAUCUGUAGUAUUUACUUAAAAUAAGUAGUUUUUACUUUAUAUUCAGGAGAAGCAUUCAACAAGUGUUUGGCUUAUCUGGAACUGUUAGGUAGUGGUGGCUUGACAGUUAAGGCUCUGGGUUACUGAUCGGAAGGUCAGCAGUUCAAUGCAAGGCUGCCACUGUUGGGUCCUUGAGCAAAGCCCUUAACCCUCUCUGCUCCAGGGGCGCUGUAUCAUGGCUGACCCUGCACUCUGACCCUAACAUGCUUUGAUAUGUGAAGGAAAAAUUUUUUCACUGUGCUGUAAUGUAUAUGUGCCCAAUAAAGACUCAUUAUCAUUAUUAAGAAAAGCUUCCUGGGUGAAGCUUAUGAAGCGGGUUGAGAAGAUGCCGAGCAACGUUUAAUCAUGACUGCAGAUCUUCUUUUAAACACUUCUUUUUAAGCAAGAAUAUUGUAAACUAAAUUAUUAUGGUCGUAGUA